UCCCCCUCCUAUGGUCCGUUUUUACCGAUACGGCGAUCGCGCGAGUUAACUUCACGUUUAUUCUCAGCCUUACCGUUAAAGGGGGACGUACCGUAUACCGUAUACAUUAUUUUAUUUUAUCUGUGAUUUUGUGUUAUAUUUAUAUUUAUUUUAUUUGUUCUUUUUUUGGAAGUAUGUCUCACAAGAGCAAACCCGCCGUUCCCCUACAUGGGGGUUACAAGCCCCAACUAAUCGCCCAACUUGACACUAAAAAGGGCGGAGUAAACACACAAGUCAUCAUGUCAAGUCAAUUCAAUUGGCGCAAGUCAAGUUUAUCGGAGCCCUGCUAGCGAAGUACGGCGCCCUGAGUGGUGUGUGCUGACACGGCGGCAUAGCUAUGUUAUGCUGCUGAGUGGGAGCUACGGGAAUAGUUCUGUCCGUCUUAUAAGGACUUGCCACGCUACAAGGCUGAGAAGGCUGGAGAACCAGUACAAGUUGCAUCCGCCAAUGGGUCCACAGUGCCGCUGUACAAGCGGGAUGUGGAGGUGGGAGAUUAUGACCCGUUUCAGCAUAGGAAAGUGGAUCAUCCGACAUCGGAUAUGGAUACGUUUAUUCAUUUACUCAAAGGAAGUCUUGGAUCGGGAAUUCUUGCGAUGCCGUACGCGUUUGGAAAUGCCGGACUAUUUUUAGGACUCGCGUGCACCUUUGCCAUAGGAAUAAUUUGCACUUACUGCAUCCACAUCUUGGUAAAAAGCGCUCAUGAGCUGAGUAGGAGAACUAAAGUGCCUAGUUUAGGGUUCGCUGAGGUUGCUGAGGCCGCUUUUCUUGCAGGUCCUCCAAAUUUCCGACCAUGGGCGAAAUUCGCAAAAGCAAGCAUAAACCUCUUCUUAGUAAUCGAUCUACUCGGAUGCUGUUGCGUCUAUAUAGUAUUUUGCUCCGAAAACAUUAAGCAAGUUAUAGAAUUUUAUGCCAAAGAUUAUCCAGAAUAUCACUUCGAUCUCCGCAUGUACAUGGCUCUGAUGCUUCCCCUCCUGAUCCCCAUCAACCUGAUCAGAAACCUCAAGUUCAUUUCCCCAUUGUCCAUGAUUGCUAAUAUCUUAGUAGCCUCAAGUAUUGGCAUUACUUUCUACUACAUCUUUUCCGAUCUUCCUCCAUUAGAUUCACAACCGUUUGUUGUCAGUAUUACUAAAUUGCCAGUAUUCUUCGGAACAGCCAUUUUCGCUUUGGAAGGUAUUGGUGUAGUUAUGCCAUUGGAAAACAACAUGGCCAACCCGCACCACUUUAUCGGAUGUCCUGGAGUACUGAACACUGGCAUGUUCUUUGUUGUGGGACUGUAUGCCGCCACUGGAUUCUCUGGAUUUUUGAAAUAUGGUAGCAAUACUGCGGCCAGUAUUACUUUGAACUUACCAGUUAAUGAACCGUUAGCCCAAUCCGUCAAGGUAAUGAUCGCCAUCGCCAUUUUCUUCACCUAUGCCCUCCAGUUCUACGUGCCAAUGGAAAUCAUCUGGAAAGCUCUAAAAAACAACUUUAGUGCCGAAAGGCAGAACUUCGCCAACUACUCUAUUAGAAUCAGCUUAGUUUUCGUCACAGUAGUCCUAGCAAUUCUGAUUCCAAACUUGGGCGGCUUCAUCAAUCUCGUAGGUGCCGUCUGUUUGUCCAUGUUAGGAUUAAUUUUCCCCGCUACCAUUGACUUGGUCACUUUCUACGAAGAACCUGGUCUAGGACGGUAUAACUGGAGGCUGUACAAAAACCUAUUCCUGAUAAUGUUCGGAAUAGUUGGGUUUCUAACUGGUUCUUAUGUUAGUAUAGUAGAUAUUAUGGCAUCAUACAAGUGAGGAGUAUAUAGGGCGUUUUUCUAGCGUCUCAGACAGGGAGUCAGGUGUAUGGUGGAUGGGGAACCAUGAUACUGAGGUACAGGGUUCGCCCCGCUGGCUGGAACCCACGGGUUCAGAUUUGUUUGGAUUUAUUAACAUCAGUUUGGCCAAGAAUUAAUAUUUUUAAUGUAAAAUAUCCACUAAAAGAUAUUUGAUAGUGUUUUUUUAAGUCUUUUAAUUUACACAUAAUAUUUAACAAGAGGAAAUUAAAAAAUUAUAUAAGUAAGAUAUUCUUGUCGUCUGUAUAAUAUUUAUUUUUUUUUAAUUAAUUUUUUAUCUGUUUUGCGUUUUCAUCACUGGUAAACUUAUCUUUUCUCUUUAUAUAUUAUUAGUUUUUACAAUUUAGUAUAUUGCAAUGUUACCGUAUGAAUUUCAUUAUUAAGAUUUUGUUAAUUAAGUUGUUAAAAAUAUUAUGGGUAUAAUUAUAAGAUUAUCAAUUUCUUUUAUUUUAAAUUUUAAUUUAUUUACAUGUUUAUCGCGUGUCUAUUGGGUUAUAUAAGUAAAUAAUUUAAAUACAAUUACAUACUUAAGGCCUACACGCCAUAAAUUUAAAAUAGUGAAAUGGAAAUUGUGCACUAUUUGAUAUAUUUUCGCGAUAAUAAAUUUGUAAUCAACGAGCUUUAAUCGCUCAUAUUCUGUAUUAUUUUUAAUAAAUUAUGUUACAAAAAUAUGUAGGGAUAAGGUCGAACGUACCUUAAGACAUAUUGCUAUUUAUAGCUUCUUUUACCCUAAUAUUAUAAAUUACUAAAAAUAUGUAUUCUUGGCCUACCGUUUAUCAACCGUUAUCAGUAACUGAAAUCUAAAUGGAUCAUCCAUAUAAAUAAAAAAAAGUAAAAAUUUACCACCCAAAUACUCCCUGUCGCUUCCAGGGGUUCAAGCUUAACCCCCAUCAAAAAAAUACAGCUAAAUAAAAAAUUCUUAUUUAAGCAUAAAACACCGCUUAAAAGGGACGUAUAGAAUGGCGCUAUGCUAGCAAAAAUGCUUUCAGUAAACUAGACAUGGUUCAGUUUAUUUAAGUAUUUCUGGUUAGCAUUUAAAAGUUAUUAUUAAGGUGUAGAGUAGACUACGUAGACGUAGUUCAAUCUGUGAUUUUUUUAAGCAGGUAGAACAAUAUAACUAUUAUUCGUAGUUUUCAUUUUUCACUUGGGUAACAUUCUUCACAGGCUAUUAUUUUAAAGUCAAUAAUAUAAAUUAAGAACCUCGCCUUAUAAUAUGACAAAAUAAAAUAUAUUUUAGUACUAGAACUUAUGACUUUCCAAUUGACAAAACAUUUUUAAUAAAUUAAAAAGGCGAUGUUGUCACUUAAACCAUUUAGCAUAUCGUCGAUUUAGUGAGAAAUCAUUGGCCAUCAUUAUUAUUUAUACUUUGUGAUUGUGAUUUUUUAGGGAGUAGACUUAAAGUAAGCUCAAAUACUUUAUAAGAUUUUUUGAAAAUCUUGGUUUCUGUAAUUUCAUAAGGAAAUAAAAUACAAUAUACAUAUUUAUAUAUUAUUAAAACAGUAUUAGGGGUUCGGGAAACCAAGAUUUCUUUUAUAAAUUAACAGGCACCUAAAGCAAAUAGCUAUAUAUUAUUUUUGAAAUUAUAAUUAAAAUAAAUACAAUUUAUGCUCCCAGUGACAAUAUAGAAAUUCAUUCUAGCAGUUAUUCGACUAUUUUGCCUCAGGUGUCUUAAAAUGGAUUUAGUUCCAAAGGAACUGUGUAUAUGUUGAUGUUUGGUGCCUUAUGAAAAUUUUCUGCUUCCGUUGGGCUUUUACCAAUUUUCUAAAAUCAGUUGAUUUUUAAAAGCUCUUCAUUUGUUACAAUCUUAUUCGAAUGAAAAAUUAU
This is a messenger RNA of Anthonomus grandis grandis, 3676 nucleotides long. RefSeq names its product proton-coupled amino acid transporter-like protein pathetic. Gene Ontology annotation, biological process: amino acid transmembrane transport. Lineage: Eukaryota; Metazoa; Arthropoda; Insecta; Coleoptera; Curculionidae. The record is from RefSeq and is a predicted model, not a curated record. Gene Ontology annotation, molecular function: amino acid transmembrane transporter activity. Bases 579 to 1814 code for a protein of 411 amino acids. The transcript has 7 exons. Gene Ontology annotation, cellular component: vacuolar membrane.